GCAGGCCAACUGUGCCAAAAUUCGAAAGAGACGCAGCACAGCCAGGCCACAACCCACACUGCCAAGAGAUGCAGAUGCUGGCAAUGCAGGUCCUUCUUCAUCAAACACCCCUCCACUAAGACGACCAUCACAGGGCUCGGAUAGUCUCCAUAAGAUGGGUACCAAGAGACGCCGUGUUGAGGCGGAAUAUCCACCCGCAUCCUCACCACCACAACGGCACAUCUCUACAGUGUCGUCCCAGCCACCACAAGCCAUUUUGGCAAGUCCACAAAGCGAGGAACCGCAAUCCCCUCAGCUGUCUGAACCACCCAUCAUGCCCGAGGAUACCCAGCAGGAAACUGACUUGCAGGAAUCGUACACACUACACCUGCAAGCGAUUGAUCCAAACAAGCCAACCACGCCGCAGGACAUAACCCAACCACCCCAAACAUCCCACAGCCCCCAAUUGAGCCCAACGCCACCCCAGCCACAAAUGGGCCCAGAGUUUUGGUCCAGUUGGGCCACACAACAGGCGCAACACUAUGCCUGUCUGAACACCCACAGCCAAUACCUUGCCAGUCUGCCCCAUCAUCUGCCUAGACUCAGUCGGAACUCAGGCAGACUGAUAGUUCAAGUUGGCAGAGUAGCAAAUUCUAUGGAGCAGAUGAGGGCAGACAACAGCUAAAUGCACGCAAAUUUACAAAGAAUCAUGGAUGACCAACAGCGGCAGCAACAAGCCCUUAUACAAAUUAUACAACAUAACCAAUUAAUAAACGAAAGCCUCUCCCGAAUCAUUGCCAACAACACUGCCGCAACUACACAACUCACAGCAAGCCUCAACAACCUGAGCCAAAGCCUAAAUGUGUUGUCAUCACACCAACUAAGCUCAAGCUCAGGAACAACCACACCAAGCCAGACCCCAGUUACCUCCCCAGUAAGACGAUCCAGCAGAACCAGGACCAAUGAACCAUCCCAAUCCUCUGCACCCAGCAAACAAAAAACAAAGAAAUGAUCAAGGCUGCAGCAACAACUACAGUAUGUUAUUUGAAAAUUACAAAUUAUCUAAUUGAUUCACUCAAAAUGCCUGAGUUUAAGGUAGUAAAUUUAUCAUACGCAAUAUGUGUAAUGUUUCAUUUGUUAAUGAGUGACAGUGUAAGUUAUACAUUUUAUUGACUAACUGUAAACAACAUGAGAAAUAACAAACAAUAACGCAACACAAACAGAAUUCAGACCUAUCAAACAUUUUAUAAUUGGUGUUAGGCAAGGUUAAUUAUGAAUAAAUAAUACUUACCGGUAAAAUAACGCAGAAUCACUUCUUGCCUUACCUGCCUCCCUACAUCUGUACUCACACUGUCGCCAGAUGUUUCUAACUC
Molecule: messenger RNA, 1352 nt
Organism: Pseudophryne corroboree (corroboree frog)
Lineage: Eukaryota; Metazoa; Chordata; Amphibia; Anura; Myobatrachidae
Product: POU domain, class 6, transcription factor 2-like
Exons: 4
Coding region: 155-664 (169 amino acids)
Source: RefSeq, a predicted model, not a curated record